This is a messenger RNA of Hypanus sabinus (Atlantic stingray), 2484 nucleotides long. It is a transcript of the gene atg14, whose product is annotated as autophagy related 14. Bases 103 to 1563 code for a protein of 486 amino acids. The record is from RefSeq and is a predicted model, not a curated record. Gene Ontology annotation, cellular component: extrinsic component of omegasome membrane; mitochondria-associated endoplasmic reticulum membrane contact site; extrinsic component of phagophore assembly site membrane. NCBI's taxonomy places the organism in Eukaryota, Metazoa, Chordata, Chondrichthyes, Myliobatiformes, Dasyatidae. The transcript is spliced from 10 exons. Gene Ontology annotation, biological process: cellular response to starvation; mitophagy; autophagosome assembly.
CGAUGGCAAUUGGUGGACGCUCCCUUACACGUGACGGCAAACGGCUACCCACAACGCCCCGCAGUAAAACAAAACCACGUGACAGGACCCUGACCUUCCAGUAUGGCGUCUCCCACUGUGGCUGCUCCCAGAGCCGGAGCAGUUGGCGAUCAACCGCCGCUGGAUUCGGUGGACGAUGCCGAGGGAUUGUAUGUGGCCGUGGAGCGCUGUCCGCUCUGCAACACAGCCAGGAGGCGUCUCACGUGCGCGAAGUGUAUCCUAGCCGGCGAUUUCGUCUACUUCGACAACAGAAACUCGGAAAGAUAUGCUGACAAAAUGGACCGGUUAAAGCGCUGCAGGACUGAGAAGGAGAAGUACCAGCAACGAGUUAUAAAAGCUGUUGAAGGGAAGUGGAAAACUGAUCAGUUGAAAUGGAAGAUUAUGUCUUGUCAGAUAAGGAUUGGACUGUUGAAAGAUGCAGUUUGUUCAGGAAAUGAAGAAGUACAAAAAGAUACAGAACUGGUAUGUAAAAAUCAGGAAGACAACCAAAAAUUGCAACGACGGGCCCAGCGACAUCAUGAGAAAAAGGACAAGAUUCAGAGGCAUAUACGAAAACUGAGUGAUUUAGUUGAGAAGAAAAACAUAGAAUUUUGGAAAUAUCAGGAACACCUUGCUCGCAACCGUUGGACUCACAUCCUAGAGUUAACACGUGUGAUUUUCCCAUUACAAGAAGUGAAAACAGGAAUGAGAGAUCCAGCAGAUACACCAUUUGAAGCUGACAGUGGCAUGACUUCUAGUACCGUAAGUGAACUGGCAGAGGCAAGGAGAACCACUUAUCUCUCUGGAAGAUGGAUCUGUGAUGAUAACAAUGGAGAAACUAACAUUGGGAUUGUAGGCCGUUGGAUAUACCUGCCCAGCAAUGGGGAUUAUUCUGCGUACUAUAACUGGGUGGAAGAGAAGAAAUCUGCACAAGGGCCAGAUAUGGAACAGAGUAACUCUGCAUUUACCAUCAGUGCAGCAUUGUGCUUUGCCACUCAACUAGCAAACAUACUUUCUCACAUUCUUCAUGUAAAUCUUCCCAAAAGACUUUGCAACAGUGAAUUUUGUGAAGAGAAUAUGAGCAGAAAGAAGUUCAUUCGAGCAGUGAAUAAGCUAAAUACAAAUGUCCUGUACCUCUGCUUUUCCCAGCAUGUUAACCCAGAGCUGUUACAUCCAUUGCACACACUGCGGAACAUUAUGCACUUGGUCAGUCCAGAAAAUAAAAGCCUGGGAAGAUCUGGUCCUUUUGAAAUCAGUGCUGAUCUUGAAGAUUCAAUGGAAUUAGUGGAUACAAAUAUUGCUGCUCAGACUGAUGAAAGUGGUGAUGAAUAUAUAAGUGAUGAAGAAACUGAUCUGGGAACAGAUUGGGAGACUGUACCUAGUCCUAAAUUUUACGAUAUUCCCUCUCAACCAGUUGAAGUAUUGCAAAGUCAAGCCAUGCAAGCAUCUCAACCUGUCAGCAACAGUAACAGUACUGGUGGUAUGAUAUCGUCUGCAGCAGCUUCUGUUACAUCAUGGUGGAAGCAGUACUAUGGACAACGCUGAUUACUUGCUGCACUGGAGUAAUAGAUUUAUGAAAGAAAGAACACAUAAAAUGUAGUGCCUAUAAAAUACAUAAAACUAGAAAAACUUUAUAUGGCUCAGAAGCAUAAUUGGCUGAUUAGAACUGGUUAAAUUUUGUUUAGGAAUAAUGGAACUACUUUGAACAAAUUUGUGUACAAGUUAUAAAUGUGCAAAGGAAAUGGUAGGGGCACAUUUUUAUUUCAGAGUACUAGGUAAUGAUCUUAUCAAAAUGUGAUUUAAAUGCCAACUUUAUUAAUGAAAGACUUUUCAGUGGUUUGCACCAGUGAAUGUCAGCUGUUGGAAUAUUUGCAGAAUCCUUAGGUGACACUUGAAAACUAAGGAUGGCGCAAUUUUAAACCUGUUUGCAAUUUACUAAGCUCAAGGAAUACACUGUUGAAGAAUUUGAAAGGUAUUCAUCCUUAUUAAAUGGUACCAGUUCAAAUUCUACCAUUCUCAGGCUGACUAUUCCAAAUGACAGCAGUUCUUUUUCCCCCUCUCGUUUUGCCUUGUUAUUUUGCAAAUUACCUUGUUGGUAACGCUUCUGUCACCCAAACAGUUUAUUGCAAUUUUUUUUGAAACUCCUCAAGAUUCUAAGCACUGAUGGAGCUUUUCUAAGAAAAGCACUAGUUUCCACAGAAAUCCUGCAUUACUGAAGUCUCUUUUCCUUGAUGAUAAUCAUUUCAGCAUGCUUUCACAUCCUGCCACAUUCGCAAACUGUGAUUUCAAUCUUGGGCCUGAACAGCAUUUGAUAAGAGUUUGAAGUAAUUUUUGUUUUUACUCUUCGUAACUAUGGAUUUACUCGAGUAUUUAAAUUACCUUCUCAAUUUAUCCUAGCAGUUUCAAAAUUUGUCUAUAAAUACCUUUCUUAUUGUUGCACCCACAUUAAAACUGUAUAGUUCUGUU